This is a messenger RNA of Staurois parvus, 324 nucleotides long. The record is from the annotation of a GenBank genome assembly. NCBI's taxonomy places the organism in Eukaryota, Metazoa, Chordata, Amphibia, Anura, Ranidae.
CAGAAUCAGGGGCGGACUGACAACUCAUGGGGCCCCCGGGCAAUAGGGGAUCAUGGGGCCCCUGUGUCCUUGCCCAAACUCAAAAAAGCCUAUGAAAAAGGUACCAGGGAAAUCUCAUGGGGCCCCCUACUGCCCCCGGGCCCUCGAGCAGUGCCCAAAUUUCCAAAUGGUCAGUCCGCCCCUGAGCAGAAUACAUUUUGGCCUAAAUUUAGAUUUUGUAUAGGAUAUGUUUUAUAGCACAAAGUAGAAAAUAUCAUUUUUCCAUCAUUUUCAGUUUUUUUUCAUUUAUUUCAUCUUAACACUUUAUUUUAUUUAUUUAUUUUU